Messenger RNA from Colletotrichum graminicola M1.001, 828 nucleotides. RefSeq lists its product as uncharacterized. Bases 1 to 828 code for a protein of 275 amino acids. The transcript is spliced from 2 exons. Lineage: Eukaryota; Fungi; Ascomycota; Sordariomycetes; Glomerellales; Glomerellaceae. The record is from RefSeq and is a predicted model, not a curated record.
AUGUCCCUCUUUGCAUGGCUGGCGGAGAGGGGCAGCAAACAGCUCUACCGCGGGGCGUUUGCGGGGUCCCCGUCAGGGUUCGCCCACUGCGCGACGCUGGAGCAGAGGAGCAGGAUAGACAUAACUCUGACGCCGUUCUCCAUCACGAACAGGGGUGUCAGCUUCAAGGUCGUCGUCUUCUCGGGCGUGUCCGAGGAUAGGCUGUACAUGGACCUGGGCUGUCGGACGGGCGGCGUCUGCCGGCGCUGCGGGACGGAGCACGCCGUGCAUGUCGGCCUGCAGCACACCGCCGACGGCUGGGUGCGCAAGUCGCCCACGGAGUGCUGGCUGGUCAACAAGCCGGCGGCCGCGUCGCGGGAGUGGGAGAUGUGCGUCCGGAAGCGGGUCAGCUGGGAACGGAGCAAGGAGAUCAGCAAGUUCCCCCCGCGCUCGUUCAGGGUCAGCUUCGACGUGGAGGUCGGCCAGGUCGCGGCCUCGCCCCGGCAUUACUGGAACCCCGUUAGUCGCUCCUUCGCGGGCGAGGCUUUCGUAGAGGACUUUGUGGCGACCUUUGUCGUCCCCGUCCCCCAGCCGGUGUACCACCGCCUCAUGCUCUGGCUCCCGCAUCCAGACUGGGAGAUCGUCGAGGGCCUUCUCCCAGAGGGCGAACGUUAUGCCGACAGGCGCCAAGACAUACUUGAAAAGUACAGACACGAAACGUCCGAGGCGAGUGUGAGCAUCGGUUCUCAGUGGCGGGUGCGAGUGAUAAACAGGCACGGGGGCCAGCAGCUGGCUUACCAGGCCUUUAAGGGACCAAGCAUGCUGGUCACGGUCAAGCGGGUCUAUUGA